ACUAUGUACACACACACCGUUUAAUUAUCGAUUGAACUACUUUGCAUGUAUACAUUUAUGUUUUGUUGUGUGUGUGAUUAGAAGUUAUCAGAAUGUGAAUAAAGGCCAUCUGUAUGGAAAGGUUAAUUGUCUUCCAGGCGGGAAAAUGAAGCAUUAUAAUGGAGAUUGGUAUACGAACACGACGGCGGCUGUUCAAAAGAGCAUUGUUGCUAUGUCUGACUGGAUUGAUAUGCUACAAAUUACUACAUGAUUUUCACUGGACACGAGAAAAGAAAACAUCCACAAACCAUCCAUCUUCCAAAAGAGACAACAUAACUCGGAAUGUUUUUAUUCCAAAGCAAGAAUUAUUGUCUGUUCGGCUUUCCAUAGAUAAAGCAAUGACAAGUUUUAGGGGCAUAGACGCUUUAACGGACUAUUGUAAUUCCCCCAGCAAGCAAACUACAGGAGAUGAAGGUACAUUUUCUUCAGGCUUUAAACUGAGGAUGGUCCACAUUUUCAUCCGCCAUGGUGAUAGGACAUCGAUUCAUCAUUUCCCAGGGUACAUACCGGAAACUUAUAAUUGUGAAUUCAGCACGUGGUACACAGGGAGUAAUGAAAAAUUUAGAUCAUUCCCACAACGUAUGGAAAAAUAUCCAUCAGAGAAGCGGAGGAAAAAUCCAUUUCUUACAUGGCCGCAGUAUCCAAACCAGAAAACGUGUAAGGAUUCUGUUUUGACAAGCAGGGGAGCUUUACAACAUUUACAGCUUGGACAACACUUUUAUGACUCAUAUAUCAAACAUUCCCACCUUUUCGAAAAAUCUUCAUCAAACCUGAUAUACGCUAAAAGUACGGGUACAUUAAGAACAUACCAAAGUGCAGUUGCAUUUAUAUACGGGUUUCUACCUGUCACAAACAUUUCAAGCUUCAAUAUAGACUACUCGGAAGAUUUACACUUUUGUUCAAAGAAAUAUUCCAUGAGGGUGACCUGUAGUUGUCCACAUACACGAGAUUUAAUUGCGCGCUCCAAGAGGUUUCAAAGCGCAAUAAGUAAAAAUAGUCCGUACUAUAGGACACUUCGUGAGUUUUACACUCUUUUUGGUAUUGACGACAACGAUUUAAUAUUGCUGGCGGGUAUUGCGGAUGCUUUAGUUCCUACCUAUUGCCACAACUUGACAAUUCCUUGUUCAACAUUUAAUUCAUCAAAAUGUGUUGAUCAUAGUUUACUAGGUACAAUAUGGGACGCCGUUACUUACAAAGAAUUUUCAAAAUGGGAUGACCCGGACUUGAACUUUCUGAAAUACAGCAGUAUAAAGAUGACCCCAGUUUUGCUUGAAGUGGUCGACAGAAUUAAAGAACUAAUAGAAAACAAUGGCAAAUCGACAUUUAUUCUAUACUCUGGCCACGAUGUUACAAUAUCACCCUUACUUCACGUUUUAGGUCUGCAUGACGGAAGAUGGCCGCCAUAUGCGUCACGCGUUGUCAUGGAGUUAUAUGAAAAAGAAAAUGAAGAUACCAAUAACAAAUUUUAUCUGAAGUUCUUGUAUAAUGGUUUGGACAAAACUGAAAAAGUUGUUUUCUGUAAGAACAGAACGCUGAAUGGCCUCUGUAAUUUUAAAUUGUUUACCGAUUUUAUAUCACACGAAUUGUUGAACAGGUUUGGUUAUGUAAGUUAUGCUGACGCGUGUUUACGAUGAAAUGCUACAUUUGUUACCAUUAGCUACUGUAAUACGUUUGCUCUUUGCAGUAAAUUAGCAUACCGUGAUAAAAUAUGUGAUAUAACACGGUUAUUAUAACAGAAGCUUGAUCUGGGAUGCUGUAUUCGGCUCUAGUUGAUUUUGUCAGAUCGAAUUACACAGAGUGUACAAGCGCCGAGUAUGAUCCGGCGAGAGCCAAAUACAUCGUCUCCAAUCAAGGUACUAUUAUUUUUGAUGUGAACACAAAGCCUAUUGAUGUUAAGACGCACCACAGAAUAACUGUAUUCCUAUGUAUAUCUGUGAUGGUAAUUUUGCAUGAGUUGCUUUGGGGAAAAUGAGAAUUACAAGUAUGUAGGCCUACAUGUAGUUACAAACUAAGGGUGAUACAUUGUAUUUAUUGGUGCGUUUUAUGUUUAAACAUUUUAUUGAAUGAAUUUAGUAUUCUGCGCAGUAUUUGAUGUAUUAAGGUCAGUUUAUACUACACUUUGUUUUACAAGUUAAGCUAGUUGUGUAGCGUAGCCGCUCCAUAAGUCCUCUUGAUAAAUAACUCAAUACACUGUU
Mercenaria mercenaria is the source of this 2234-nucleotide messenger RNA. Its product is annotated as 2-phosphoxylose phosphatase 1-like. Gene Ontology annotation, biological process: chondroitin sulfate proteoglycan biosynthetic process; glycosaminoglycan biosynthetic process; dephosphorylation. Lineage: Eukaryota; Metazoa; Mollusca; Bivalvia; Venerida; Veneridae. The record is from RefSeq and is a predicted model, not a curated record. The transcript is spliced from 4 exons. Gene Ontology annotation, cellular component: Golgi apparatus. Gene Ontology annotation, molecular function: phosphatase activity. The coding region runs from base 159 to 1673 and encodes 504 amino acids.